Daldinia vernicosa is the source of this 2636-nucleotide messenger RNA. Its product is annotated as CoA-transferase family III. Gene Ontology annotation, molecular function: catalytic activity. The record is from RefSeq and is a predicted model, not a curated record. The transcript is spliced from 2 exons. Lineage: Eukaryota; Fungi; Ascomycota; Sordariomycetes; Xylariales; Hypoxylaceae. The coding region runs from base 718 to 2460 and encodes 580 amino acids.
AAAUGCCGGCAGUAUUGUUUUUUCCCUUUCGGCAUUUCAAAGGCAAGUCGGGGUUUCCUUUGCUGGACGCUUAAUUUGCUUUUGCGGAGAUGCUGGAUAUUCCUUAGGUACUCGGGAUCUUCUGUCCUCUUUUCGAUCUGGAAACUGACAGUCCGCUAGGUUCAUUCAGACCCUAGCAUUCGCUCGAGGUCAUACUUACGUACUCAUCCCAAUGGGUUGAAUUCUACAGUUUUACAAUUUUACACUCACCGCUCCCGCAUCGUCGGGUGUACUGCUCGAGUUAACCUGUCGAUAGACUUGGAUACCCCCAGUCCGUUAUUAGACAGUCCGGCGCAUGUCUGGUUGAAGGGCAUUGGAUAUGUCACCGUACCAUAGUGUCCGUGACACGUUUCUAGGCUUCUUCUACAUGUCAGCGUCGUCAGCGUCGACAUGUACACUCUGGCCAGACGAGUCGUUCGCGUCAACUAUCCUAUGCCCAGGCUGAAAGGUUCCCUUGCUUAUUUAAAUCCGAGUCACGAUCUUACCGGUGGCAUGUUUGGUGAGUGGACCCAGAUCUGAUGAAUCACAAUAUGUUGUAAUAUAAGUAUCGUCAUUGUGAUUUGUAUACACUAGAUUUUUCUACUUAAAUAGCAAUGUGGCGUACUCUCUUGGGAGUUUUCCUCUCCAUCCUCAGUACAGGCACAUUCUUGUCUCAUAUCUCACCCGGCUGCCACUAUCAUGACCGUUGGACAACCAAAGACGGCGCUAUCCGCUACCCGGGAGAGGCCCGGAUCUCAUUCGGUAAGUGAAGGCGCAAAGGAUGCCUUCAAUCAUCUUUUAAAGUCCAUCAAGACAGAGCUUCCAAGGGGUUUUCUACGAUACGCCGAGAAUAUCAAAUUCUUGAGAUAUUCUCGCACAGGGGAUACGGCGUGUUUUCCAUGCCCCUUGCGUGAACAAGAAGCAGUGGCAGCACUUAAAGCACUGGAAGGAUGUGCCGCUGCCGCGAUCGCAGAUAUCCGGGGGGUAAAACGUGAACGAUCGAUUAGCGUUACCCUAGAACGUGUGACGUCCUUUUUAAUGUCUACAUAUCUCACCAAUAUCGACGGCUUAGAUAAGUGCAACCCCAAAGUUAAGGAGCGAAUUCCGAACACCGAUCUAAACCAGGCUCAGUCAAAUCUAUAUCGGCGCCUAUCAGCGGGCCUAUACGAAACAAGGAACCGGGGCGAAUACUAUCACAUCCACGGAUCAUUAGAAGCCACCAAAACCUUAAAGAUGAUUGGUCUUCCUGCUUUUUCCCCCGGUCUAACAGAUUACCGUGAUUGUAUUAGCACUAUCGAGGGAGCGGUCAGGAAGUUUUCCGGAGAUGAAUUAGAGAAGCUGAAUCGAGAAUACCGCCAGGCAGGCGUCCCUGUCCUCACCAAUGAAAAGUUCCAGAAGAGUAGUCAUGGCCAAUCGAUGGCAUCUCUUCCAUUAUUUACCGUAAAACCCUUGGGAAGUGAUACGCCACCUGUCCCAUUUACGGAGCAAUCCAUUUACGGGCCAGGUCAGUGUCUGCAGGGACUUCGUGUUAUCGAACUGUGUCGGGUAAUUGCAGGACCAACCAUUGGUCGAUCCCUAGCAGCGCAUGGCGCAUCUGUCUUGAAGGUUACAUCGUCGCAGUUACCAGACGUCCCAUUCUUCCAAUUGGAUGUCAAUAUCGGGAAACACACGACAUCAUUACAUCUCAAAAACGCAGAUGAUGUCGAGAUUUUCGAGUCCCUCCUUGAGACAGCCGAUGUGAUCAUCGAUGGGUACCGACCGGGUGUUAUCGCGAGGCUCGGUUAUCGUCCCGAGGAUCUUGCAGCGAAGGCGGCUCAACGCGGCAGGGGUAUCGUCUAUGUGGCAGAAGACUGCUUUGGCGGUAUCGAAAUUGGCGCCGAAUGGGCGGGCCGUCCGGGUUGGCAGCAAAUCGCCGACUGCGUCACGGGCGUGGCAUGGGAGCAAGGUAGGUUCAUGGGCCUCGACGAGCCGGUCAUCCCACCUUUCCCCAUGUCCGACUAUGGCACAGGGUGCGUCGGUACUGUUGCGGCGCUCUCGGGCAUCUAUCGUAGGGCUACGCAAGGUGGUAGCUGGAUUUGUCGAACCAGUCUCUCGCAGUACGACAUGUUCCUUCUAUCCCUCGGCACUUACCCGACUGAGGUCCAGAACCAGCUACGCCUCGAGCACGAUCCUAACUUCUUCGAGCUACGUCACAAUGAUUCUGUUGACGAGAUUAGCCGGCGAGCUCUAGCCAGUGUCAAAUCGCUACACCCGGCACUCUUUGCUAACCAUAUUAUGCAGAGCACGUAUAGCGAGGGAUUCGGCGGCAUUGUAGCGUGGCCGGGGGAGCCACUAGCAGUGAGUGGAAUUCAGAUUGGCUACGUGAGGCCGACACGGCCAAAUGGCUAUGAUAAGCCCACUUGGGAGCAUUGGGAGAGAGACGAGUCUCUAUUGGAUGCCUGAUAUAUUGUUGCCCAAACGGAAGCUUGCUUACUGAUGGUUUACGAAGGAUCUAAUGUGGUCACACGGCAGUAGCGGCGGUUAUCGUGCCUUUUUUAUCAUAGCGGGCGUCGUGAUAUUAGUUGUAGCUAGCGUUGCAUAAAGUUGCAUGUGUGAGCAGCUAAAGGAUAUCAUCCCCA